AUGUUUAUGGAAGCUUCUCAAAAUGAAGUUGCCUACAAGCCAAAACCUUUAAAAUCCGGCACUCAAACCAGAUACCUCUGGACCGAUGCCUUUGCAGUUUGCAAUUUUCUUACACUCUUCAUUGAAACUCAACAAGAUAAAUAUUUAAAACAAGCCAAGGCCUUAAUCGAUGAAGUGCAUAAUGUUCUUGGUAAAGAUCGACAAUUACAACGUCGAUUAGGCAACGCUACCGAUGAUCGUCCAACUUUGGGUGGUUUACGAAUUGGAAAAAAGUACAAUGAAGACCAUGACGAUGGUGACGGGCAAUACUUUCAUUACUUGACCAAAUGGAUGUUUGCUCUGAACAGAAUGAGUCUUGUCACUGGAGAAGAAUUGUACAACCGCUGGGCCAUAGAAAUGGCAGAGUCCAUGCAUGAUCGUUUCAUCAAUCGUACUUCACCACAUCAGUUGAGAAUGUAUUGGAAGAUCAGCAUCGAUGGAUCAAGACCGUUGGUAAGAUCAGAAGGAAAUUUGGAUCCCUUCGAUGGUUAUGUCACUUACAAGCUUCUUCGCAAUGUUCACUCCUUGUUUAAUCAAAGCGAAAAGAGUGAUGUUUUGAAAACGCAAAUUCAUGAAAUGGAACGCAUGGUCAUGAAAAAGUAUUCCAAUUACUCAAGCCAUGAUCCUCUGGAUUUAGGAGAAAGCUUGUGGAUUUCAUGUUGGUUUUCAAAUGAAGAAUGGUCUCAACACAUUCAAAACGUUGCAUUGGAAUGUCUCGACGAGUUAUGGACUGAAAAGUACUUUGAUAGCUCAAGCAGACGUUACCGUUUGGCCUUUCGGGAAUUUGGCACUUCACUGGGACUCCAAACCAUUCCGACUCCGAGAGAUGAGAAAUGGCAUCAAAGAGUUGAGAGUAUACAUGACACUUGGAAGGAUCGUAUUUAUGAAAGAGAUCAUGAUAUUACUCCUGUCAUGUAUUGCUCAUCGAUUGUUCCUGGUGUUUUUAAACCCAACUAUUGUGAAAGGUAUUAUCAAGAACAUUUCGGAUCAAAGCAAAGCAAUGUGAUCGCCAACAAUCCUUAA
Messenger RNA from Naegleria fowleri, 1062 nucleotides. RefSeq lists its product as uncharacterized. Gene Ontology annotation, biological process: carbohydrate metabolic process. The coding region runs from base 1 to 1062 and encodes 353 amino acids. The record is from RefSeq and is a predicted model, not a curated record. NCBI's taxonomy places the organism in Eukaryota, Heterolobosea, Eutetramitea, Acrasida, Naegleriidae. The transcript has 2 exons.